AUGGACAUAACGGUCAUCAGCAUGGACGUCUUGGCUUUCAUAUUCCUGCACACUGCAGCUGUGCUUGACAUAAUAUUGUUUCUAUGUUAUUUCUUUUUGAAAACGCCGUUCGACGGAGGCCAUCGGCAUUGGAUAGAGGAGCAAUGGGGAUCUCAUCACCGGCUCAUCUUCUCCCAACGUCAAGGGAAAUUGGGAACGCACUGCGUUCGAGGUAGGUCGGUAACAACUAAAGGAUCAUCAGACCCUGGGGGGGAUGGCGGCUGCACUGAUAACCGAUGCGAGUACGCACGGCUAGGGUGUUGA
Trypanosoma grayi is the source of this 303-nucleotide messenger RNA. RefSeq lists its product as hypothetical. NCBI's taxonomy places the organism in Eukaryota, Euglenozoa, Kinetoplastea, Trypanosomatida, Trypanosomatidae. The record is from RefSeq and is a predicted model, not a curated record. The transcript has a single exon. The coding region runs from base 1 to 303 and encodes 100 amino acids.